UUUAUCACAAAUUGUGUAUUUGAUUCGGUAAUGGAACAAGACAGGAAGUCGUAGCAUUUAAGGAAGUAGCAAGUGGCGGCAAUAUGUCUUCGUAAUUUAAAUAGAUUUAAUGUUUAAGUGUCAGCGGGGGUGUCGAAACUCUAAUUCCUCCUCAUAAAGGAAAUACCUUUAUAGUAGGCCAGGCAUGAGUGGCACACACCUGGAGGAAUGGCAGAGGAGGUCCUUUGACAUUUUAUCUGGCACCUGCACACCUGAACAGAAGGCGGACGCCUAUCGGGCUCACAUCCUCUCCAUUCAGUAUGCAUGGGCAACCUCUCAGCUCUCUCUGGCUGGCAUGGGCAGCCUGCUCAGGACCUACUCAGAGCGCUACGCCGCAGUGCUGGACUCAGAUGACCCCCACACUGGACUCAACAACUAUGCAGAGAGUGCGCUUCAUCUGGCUCGCAGUCAGAGAAACCACAGCGACAAAUGGGAGUCUUCCCUUUCAGCAGAGAGCGUGCUGCAGAUUUCCUCUGUGCAGAGGAUGAUUCAGGCAGGUACAUGGGGAGACGGCGUCACGGUGGCAACGGCAGACCUAAACAUACCAGUGGGACUAGAAAAUGGAGGCUCUGAUCUCUUUACCACAACCAGGUCAGCAGCUGCAUGGGGUAAAACUAUGGGACCACCACAGCCUGGUUCAGACGUCAAAAACAUUUCCAGUAAUCUAACUAAUAUGUCUGCGGAGAGGCAGGGGGGGUCUGAUGCACGCGGGGUCAACCAGAACUCAUUUUCUCGUCCUCUAUUUCAAGUCCAGUCUGUGUUGCCUCAAUCCUUUUCAGCGCUGCCACAAGAGAGCUCGAGCACGGCAGGAGUGAAGCAGAACUCUCAGGGUGUCUUCUUUCCCUCCUCCAACCAACCAAAACAGAAGAAUUUUUACAAUCCAGACGGAGAAGAUGGCAGCAGGGGCAAACCCGGCACCGAGCCCCGAGCCAGAAACUUCAAAACCGCCCGUGAACAGUUCAUCAUCGAUCAUCAGAAGAAGCAUUCCCAUCAGCCCUCAAGAGGGCAUCCCACUGGGGGGGUGGCAGCAACGGUGAAGAAGUCUCUAGGAGCCAACAGACCUCGAGGGACAAACUCUAAAUUCGUGUCCCCCAUCCCACGCCACGAGGAGGAAGGCACCAUGGAAAACCACCGUUCCAAUCCAGAGCCCCAAGUCCUGGAUGAGCGUUUGAAGAAUUUCGAGCCAAAGAUAAUCGAGUUGAUCAUGAGUGAGAUCAUGGACCACGGGCCUUCUGUGGUCUGGGAGGAUAUCGCAGGCCUGGAGUUUGCCAAGACCACCAUAAAGGAGAUUGUGGUCUGGCCCAUGCUACGUCCUGAUAUCUUCACUGGUCUCCGUGGACCUCCCAAAGGAAUCUUGUUGUUUGGUCCUCCAGGAACUGGAAAGACUCUGAUAGGGAAAUGCAUCGCCUGCCAAUCGGGCGCCACCUUCUUUAGCAUCAGCGCCUCCUCACUCACAUCCAAGUGGGUGGGCGAAGGAGAGAAAAUGGUGCGAGCUCUGUUUGCCGUCGCUCGCUGCCACCAGCCUGCUGUUAUUUUCAUCGAUGAAAUCGACUCUUUGCUGUCCCAGCGGACUGACGGGGAACACGACUCAUCACGCAGGAUUAAGACGGAGUUCUUGGUCCAGUUAGACGGGGCGGCCACCGCGGCCGAGGACCGCAUCCUGGUGGUGGGGGCCACAAACCGGCCCCAGGAGAUCGACGAGGCCGCCCGUCGACGUCUGGCCAAGCGAAUGUACAUCCCUCUGCCCGAAGCGGCAGCUCGAAGGCAGAUAGUGACAAGCCUCAUGGCUCAAGAGAAGAACCGUCUGGGGGAGCAGGAGCUGGAGAGCGUGGUAACGGCCACAGAAGGUUUCUCUGGAGCUGAUAUGACUCAGCUCUGCAGGGAGGCUGCCCUGGGGCCAAUUCGCAGCAUUCAGCUGUGUGACAUUGCUACCAUCACUGCAGAUCAGGUGCGACCGAUCCUCUUCAGUGACUUCCAGGAGGCCCUGAAGACCGUUCGGCCUAGCGUCUCAGCUAAGGACCUGGAGCUGUACGAGGAAUGGAAUAAGACCUUCGGAUGUGGUCGUUAAACUUUGCUUGUCUGCUUAACUAUUAUCAAGAAAUCUUGAUUUAGAUGUCGGUUGUCCCAGUUUUUCCCAUUGGUUUGGACUCUUGAGACACUAUUUUUUUGUUAUUAGUCUGAAUGUAUUUAACAGUUCUACGAGUCAUCCUACAGCAAAGAGGAUCUUCGUUGUUUUACUUAGAAUUUAAGACUUUCUUCAGUUUUUCUCGUUUUAUUUAAUAUGUUUGUCAAAAUGUCAACAUGUGCUGCAUCAUUGGCAUUGUUGCUGCAGGUAUUUGCUGAAAUACUCUUGUUAAAAAAAUAAAAGAAAAU
Nothobranchius furzeri (turquoise killifish) is the source of this 2412-nucleotide messenger RNA. It is a transcript of the gene fignl1, whose product is annotated as fidgetin-like 1. Gene Ontology annotation, molecular function: ATP hydrolysis activity; microtubule severing ATPase activity; ATP binding. The record is from RefSeq and is a predicted model, not a curated record. Lineage: Eukaryota; Metazoa; Chordata; Actinopteri; Cyprinodontiformes; Nothobranchiidae.